AUGACAGAGCUACUGAAGAAGUUCCUGCAGCUUAGAGAAAACCGGGAGGAUAUACUGAAUGCCAGAGACAAAUUAACAGAGGUCCUUGAAGAGGCCAACACUCUGUUUAAUGGAGUGUCCCGAGCAAGAGAAGCAGUCCUAGAUGCCCAGUUUCUCGUUUUGGCUUCAGAUUUGGGCAAAGAGAAAGCAAAGCAACUGCGUUCUGAUCUGAACUCAUUUGAUAUGUUAAGAUAUGUUGAAACUCUACAGACACAUAUGGGUGUAAAUCCACUAGAAGCUGAAGAACUCAUCCGUGAUGAAGAUAGUUCUGAUUUUGAAUUCAUAGUCUAUGACUCCUGGAAAAUAUCAGGCAAAAGAGCAGAAAACACCUUUAGUAAAACCCAUACAUUCCACUUGUUGGGUUCAAUACAAGGAGAGUUCCCUGUGCCAAAGCCACGAAGUGAACGUCCAAGAAAAGGUCCCACGACAGAAUAGAAGACAAUGCCUGACCAGUUAAGUGAAAUGGAAGAAUCACAUCAAGAAGCGACAGAGAAAGAAGUGGAAAGAAUUUUGGGAUUGUUGCAGACAUAUUUCCGAGAAGAUCCCGAUACUCCUAUGUUGUUCUUUAAUUUUGUGGUUGAUCCACAUUCUUUCCCCCGAAUAGCAGAAAACAUCUUUCAUGUUUCCUUCAUUAUAAGGGAUGGUUUUGCAAGAAUAAAGCUUGACCAAGACCGACUACCAAUAAUAGAACCUGUUAAUAUUAAUGAAGAAAGUGAGGGAAUUGACCAAAACACCCAAAUUAGGAAUCAAGGAAUUAUAGCUCUGAGCUACCGUGACUGGGAGGAUGUGAAGACCUUCGAGAUAUCAGAGCCUGUGAUUGCUUCAGGCCAAAGCCAGCAGAGGCUAAGCACUUGA
This is a messenger RNA of Canis lupus familiaris (dog), 894 nucleotides long. Its product is annotated as non-structural maintenance of chromosomes element 4 homolog A-like. Gene Ontology annotation, cellular component: Smc5-Smc6 complex; nucleus. NCBI's taxonomy places the organism in Eukaryota, Metazoa, Chordata, Mammalia, Carnivora, Canidae. The record is from RefSeq and is a predicted model, not a curated record. Gene Ontology annotation, biological process: DNA repair.